Stylophora pistillata is the source of this 3824-nucleotide messenger RNA. RefSeq lists its product as uncharacterized. Gene Ontology annotation, cellular component: centrosome. Lineage: Eukaryota; Metazoa; Cnidaria; Anthozoa; Scleractinia; Pocilloporidae. Gene Ontology annotation, biological process: spindle organization. The record is from RefSeq and is a predicted model, not a curated record.
GAAAUAGAGAACUAUUGAAGGAUUUUGAAAGGGUAGAACAACAUGCUGCUAUGUUGGCUGUGAAAACUGAGAGGCUUAAAGCUUAUAAGGAGCAAUAGGAAAACUACAUCAACAAGAUGUAUCCAAGGUGGAAAGAAGAAUUGGAGAAUUAUAGACUAGGUCAACAGCAAGACAUAAACGACCCAGUGAGAAAUGGACCUAGCACUACACCUUUGACCUCUUCCUUAAAAGAUUCUAGACUUCAGCCACAUUUUCCUGUGAACACUCCAGUAUAUGCAAGCACACGGACUAACCAGCACAGUUCAGUUUCAGCAGUUUACAGCAGAUCACCACCAACAACAAAUCACCCAGCUGACCAUCGCUAUCCUCACGACCAUUUUUCUUAUCUUGGGUCCUCCCACCCAAAUGGCAGUGGUCCACCACCAUCUGGAUAUUAUGCCUCUGACAGUAGAUGGCAAAGUCCUGGAUAUUAUGACUCACAAAGACCUUUGGAUAGUAGAAUGCAUCAAGGUCACUUGUCAGAAAGCAGUAGAGGACCUGUUAAUGUACAGUACAGGUCACCAGAUCACUAUUAUGGCUCACCAGGUGAUCAGUUUUAUGACAGACGACCACACCCAGGAGAGAUUGGCAUCUCUAGAAAUGGUCCACUUGCAUCAUGUUUUAUGUAUUCAGAUAUUCCACAUCCACGGUUGCAGGAAGCAACUCCUUAUGAACCAAGAAUGGAGCUGCAAAGGACACACAUGGGGUACAGAAACCAUCUAGGACUUUAUGAACAGAAUGGAUACCCUGAGCAAUACAAUCAGGGUGGAAUGCGACAGGGUUACGGAGGUCCAAGAGAUCACAGGGCAGCUGAAUUUGAACCAAAUGUAAUGAGUCGAAAGGUUUUCAAUGGGGAAGACAAUUCAUUUGAUGAUAAGGCUUUUGAUGGUGGUUUACCCAAAAGACCAGUCAUGGAAAAAAGUCUGGAGUCUGCUCAAGAUACCAAACCCUCAGAGAGUUACACCACUGGUCAGCCAUUUGUUACUCCUGAAAAACCUUUGGAGAGGAGCAAUCCAAUGACGAGUUUGAAAAAUCCUCCUCUUUCAUCACCAGUCAGUGGUACCUCUGUAGUAAAUACUAAUCAAGAACAUCACUUUGAGACUAGAGAGGAUGACACUGCCAUUUCACCAAUGUCGUCCCAAGCCACUUCAAAUGUUUUAACAGAUAAACCAGAGAAGGAAUCUGUGCUGAAAAAUGAAAGCUUGCCGGCAGAGGGAUCAGCUGAUUUGGAGACAGCUUCGAAGCCUAAGGUUGAACCAGUAAAGGCAGUGGAGAUAUCAAACGGAAGGCCACAAGAACAGAAGGAAGGCAAGUCAGUUGAUACAAAGAUUGAGGAAAGAAUUGCUGAAGCGCCUGGUACGCCUCAAGAGUUACAUAAAGUCAGAGAGCAAAGCGAUGACGAGGAAAGCUUGGAUUUAAGUGAUCUUAGCCUUCCAGAUGGAGGUGACGCAGGUGGAACAUUUUACGUUCCUUCACAGAUAGAACACAAAAAUGUUAAUGAACCCAACAAAAACGCUACCUUGAGCGGGGAUUUGGAAAUUUCUGCGAGUGUAAGUAAACCUGCUGUUAUACCCGACUAUAGCAAGAGCUUCACUGAAGACAUCAGUGAGGAUAUCCCAGAGUCCGUGCUAUCGGAAAACGAGCGUGACGCUGCCGAUGUUCCUGUGCAUGAAGAGAAAGAGAAACUUCCAAGCACUGUUGCAAAAGUCACUGAACAAUCUGGGAGGUUAGAUACUAGUGACAAUACAAAAAAAGGAGAUGAUACGGAUGGAGAUGAAGUUGUGGAUGAUGUUAAAACAGAGGUUCAGGCAGAGAUGACACACGAAGAGAUAAAACCAUCCGUAAGCUUAGAUGGAUUCUUGUGUCUUUUGCAAGCUGUUGACGCUGAUGUUGAGGUGUCAUUCAGCCCAGAAACCUUGUAUCAUUCACCUAGCUGCAGUUCCGACAUGCGAGCAGAGAUAACAAAAGCUGUUGAGGUUGGCAGUAGUCUCCAGUCUCUUGACCCAAACACCAUCAGCAUGAUUGUUCUUGAAGAGUUACCACUUUUGGUAUCUAGUUCCCCUGCCGGUUGCCUUAUUCCAGACCGAGUGUUUUCCCAAGGACUGUCCUGUGAAACGGAGAAAGAGUUAAGGCCCUUGGUGGAAGCUUCACUGAUGAAAUUGUGGAAAGAGCUAUUUUCUCAUCUUGUUAAUGUGGUUAAAAACAAUGUGAUGAGUGCAGAGGAAGUCGGAGAUACAUUCGGAUCGCUUCUGAUCACUCAGUCUUCAAAGUACUGGAGAGAGAGUCAACAGCUUCUGCGUAGAAUACUUGAAGCAGCAGUUUCAGAUGUCAGCAGUCGCUCGACUUCUCCUCCUGCCUCCACUCUUGACGAGUUGGAUCAUGAGCCUCAAUUUGAAAAUGAGGCGCCGGCUAAGCAGGAUGAUGAUGAAGUGUCAAUCGCAACCGAAGCUUCUAGCAGUACAUUGGGUUCUACUCCACCUAAAAUUGAACCAAAUAAAUCCAAGGAAGAGAAUCGCCAACCAACACCAGACCCGACGGUCUCUUACGAAGAUGAUUUUGAAGAUGAAGUUCCCCUAACUGAAACCCCUGCGUACCUUAAAAUGAUGAGCAGUGCCCACUCUGAGCCUGACGAUGAUAUAAGUGAUCCUCUGGCCAAGACUAACCCGCAAAAACAAGAAAGCGAGGCUGACGAAGACGUUGAGAGGGAACUGGCACGGAGUAUAUCCCCGCCUAUGACGUCACCUAGUCAGAAAUCACACAAUCAUUCAAAGAGUGGGAGGCAGAAACCAAAACUUUCUUUGUUUGAAACUGAUGUAAAUAAAAAAACUGACAAAGACUUGAGUGAUAGCUGGGGAGGAACAUCUCUGAAGUCUGCUCCAUCCAACAUUUCCGAUUCCGACUCAGUAGCAUCGCCUCCGUUAUCACCGGAUGAUGUAAUUGGAUACACACCAACUGCUUUGGAAAACCAGCAAAAGAAUGAUAAAGUUGACAAGGAAAACGACAAGAGCGAGCCUAAGUCCGUUACUGACUCCAAAGCCAAACGAAAAACAGAUUUCUGGAAUGCCUCAGACACGGAGUCCGAAGUGGAUUUACAGCUGAGUACCGGGGGAAUGGACCAGGAGGAUGACGAUGAUGAUUUUGAUUUCUACGGUUAAGACACGAAUAACAAAGAUUCGCGCAUUUGGUGGUUCAUGGGUGUCCAAUGCAAGGGGAGAAAGUGACUUGUCGAAAAGAAAGCGCGGCAAACCGUCUGGAAUUGAUGUAUCUGUGACUAAUUAAAAGGAAUUUAUCGUGGCAUUUCAUACUUAAAAAUUCGAUGCAGGCGGCGUUAACUUGCAUCAUUUUCUUACCUUUAAAUCAUUUUAAUAGCAUGGUAAAGUUUCAUUUCACUUGAAAUCUGACGUUACUUUUAUUUGUGCAUCAGUGUUACCAUAAAGUGAAUUACGUUUGGAAAUAAAUCUGCACGAAGCUCUUUGUAUGCCUUGUUUGUACAUAAAUAUAGCACGAGACAGCUGAUUUCUCAACUGCUAAUUUUCGUUCGAUCAUCUUAUUUAUUAACAUUUCCUUCUUCAUAAUAUUUACCCUUUUUCUGAGAAAAUAGCAAAAACUAAUUACGAUCAUAUCUGUGUGUAAAGUGACUAAAUUACCUCGAUCAUCGGGGUCAUUAAAUAUUUGAAUUUUCAAGAAAUAUUUACUUCAAACUAGAAUUCUGUUACGGGCAGAAUUGCAUGUUACUGUAGGUGAGUUAAUAGAAAGAAAUGAUCUAAAUAAACUUUAAAAUUUUU